GUUUGAACAGCGUGGACAGAUACUCCACCCUAAUCCUUCCCUGUUCUAUUUAAUCAAGCUGGUAAUAAGGCUAAAUCUACUUAUCCUGCAUUUAAUUGUGCCGAUACAGGAAAAUUCAAGAGUUUUCUGAAACCCCAAACCCAUGGCAUUGGCCUUCAUUCCAAGCCUUCGGAGUCCAAUAUGGUCAACAAGGUCCAAUUCUUUGAAACCCCAUAGCCAAAACAGUCAAAGCCAAACUGCCCCAAUAAUGUGCAAGAAAAAGAAGCAGGACAAUUCGGGCUCGAACACCGUCAGGGCCUCCUACAGCAAGCCCCUGAAGGCCCGCCUGGCAGAGGGCGAGAAGCUCUAUGGGGCUUUUCUUGUGAGCUUUUCACCACUUGUAGCUGAGAUCAUGGGCUACGCAGGCUAUGAUUUCGCUGUUGUGGACAUGGAGCACGGCCCUGGGGAUUUCAUGGCGGCCGUUCCUGUGCUGCAGGUGUUGGCCUCCACAAAUACCCCUGCUAUCAUCCGGAUCCCUGAUAAUGACCCUGUUAUGGUUAAAAAGGCCAUGGAUUUAGGGCCCCAGGGGCUUAUGUUCCCCAUGAUUGAGAGCCCUAAGGACGCUAAGAAGGCCGUUUCCUACUGCCGCUACCCGCCUAAGGGCAUCCGCGGGGCUGCACAUGGUGUCGUCAGGGCAUCCCGUUAUGGGAUUAACGAAAAUUAUUUGAACGAGUAUGAAGACGAGUUGCUGGUCAUGUGCCAGGUGGAGUCUGAGGAUGCCGUGAAGAAAAUCGAGGAGAUUGCUCAGGUUGAGGGUGUUGAUUGUAUUCAGAUGGGUCCAACUGAUUUGGCUUCUAGUAUGGGUUUUUUGAGCGAUUUGGGCAACACUAAGGCCAAGGAGAUGUUGAUGAGGGCGGAAAGAGGGGUUUUGGGGGUGAAGAAUGGGCCUUUUCUGGCAGGUUUUGCUAUGCCAUGUGACCCUCCGGAUGAGAUUCAGAAGAGGGGCUAUCAUAUGGUGAGUGGGGCUGUGGAUAUUGCCUUGAUUAGAGAUGCUGCACUUGCAGAUGUGAGGAAGUAUAAAGCCUGGAAUGGUGGUGGUGCUUCUGCUGACAUGGAGGAGGGCCAUGAUGUGGACGUUUUGUCUGGCAAUGAAGCUGAGAAGGAAUUUGCAUGAAAUUCAUCACUGCAUUUGUGCACUUGGAAAUUUGUAGAGGGAAGAAGCAAUUCCAAUCUGUGUGGAGACCUGGAGGAUACACAAAAUCGUCAUAGGUAGGGUAUAUAACUUUCUGCAAUGGAUUAUAGAUACGUAGAAUUUACUGGUUCAAUAAUGUUGUUUGGUCACUCAGUGAUAGGUGAUCUUAGAAGUAGCCUGAAAAUCCAAUAGCUUGUAUAAAACGAGUCAUAAGCUGGUGGACUCUUGUAAGAUUCACAAGUACAGCAGUCAGGCAGGGUUAGUGGAUGGGAGUGUGAAUGCUGUAAUUACCCAAACCAAAUCUUGGUCCAACUUGUGAAAGGUUUAGAUGUUCCGGACUACAAACUCUGCUUCUAUUGUGUGUCUGUUUUUAAGCUUCAUUGUGGACCAAGCUCUUGUUAUGAGGACCAAAUGUAAAUAGAUUUUGUUUAUGAACAAAGAAAAUGGGUCUCUGCAAAGUACUGAAGACAUUAAAGCCUUGCUAAUGGUUGAAGUCUGGUAUAGAAAUCUAUCUUUUCAAUUUAUGGCAA
Messenger RNA from Cryptomeria japonica (Japanese cedar), 1701 nucleotides. RefSeq lists its product as uncharacterized. NCBI's taxonomy places the organism in Eukaryota, Viridiplantae, Streptophyta, Pinopsida, Cupressales, Cupressaceae. Gene Ontology annotation, molecular function: aldehyde-lyase activity. Bases 143 to 1153 code for a protein of 336 amino acids. Gene Ontology annotation, cellular component: cytoplasm. The transcript has a single exon. The record is from RefSeq and is a predicted model, not a curated record.